GUGUUGGUGCUGUUCCCGUCCCGGCCCACAGUCAGUGUGGUUCACCACUCACUGCUCAAGCGGUACAUCCGCUCGCCACGCACGUUAUUAGGAAAGUGGUGCGCUGUACUAGCACCUGAUCCCACCCUAGCCGCCAAAUUGGUCUUACUGUAACAGAAAAAAAAAAAAAAGAUGGCAGGAAGUGGAGGGACCGUGAACAUCGCCAUGGCUGUCAUGCAGAGCGGCGCGGCUUCCCAUAUAAUCCACAUACCGCAGCCUGCCCCUGUGCCCAAUGAUCCACCUACUUGCUGGGAGAAGUUGCAAUGCUACAUGUUUGGUCCUAAAGAUAACAUGGACUUAAUCCGAGCUGCUCGUGAGGGAAAACAUGAAGACUGUAAGAAAAUAAUGCAGAAGGGCAUAUCAAAUAUUAAUACACAGGACAAGACAACAAAGCAAACUGCACUGCACACUGCUGCCUAUCAUGGUAAAGAGAAAUUAGUUGAUCUAUUACUGAGCUACAAAGCAAAGCACAAUAUACAGGACAGUCAGGGAAACACCCCACUGCACCUGGCAAUAAAAAAUGGUCACUGCAGCUGCUCAAAAAGAAUUCUGGAAUAUGCCAGUCAAAAGAUCAAUGUAGCAAACAAGGCCCACAACACUCCACUCCACCUUGCAGUAAAAAAAGGUUAUAAGGAGAUUGCUGAUGAGCUCCUCAAGAAGAGUACAGCAAAUAUUAAUGCACCAGACAACAUAAAGCGAACUGCACUGCACAUUGCUGCCCAACAGGGUAAAGAGGAAUUUGUUGACCUACUACUGAACCACCGUGCAAAGUGCAAUAUACAGGACAGUCAGGGAAACACCCCACUGCACCUGGCAAUAAAAAAUGAUCAUUGCAGCUGCUCAAAAAGAAUUCUGGAAUGGAACAAUGUAAAUAUCAAUAUAGUAAAUGAGGAAAUGGAAACUCCACUUCACAUUGCUGUAUCAAAAGAUUAUAAGAACAUUGUUGAAAAAUGCCUGGAAAAGAGUACAGUAGACAGUGGUGCACAGAACAAGAAAAACAUAGAAACUGCACUGUACAAUGAUGUAUCAAAAGAUUAUAAGGAGAUUGUUGAAAAACUCCUGGAAAAGAGUACAGCAAACAUUGAUGCACAGAACAAGGAAAGCAAAGACACAGCACUGCACAUUGCCAUUAGAAUGAAAAAGGAUGACCUUGUUGACCUGCUGCUGAGAUACAAUGCAAACUGUAAUGCACAGAACAGUAAGGGAAGCACCCCACUGCACCUGGCAAUAAAACAUAUACCUCAGCGUGUUGAAAGAAUUCUGCAAUGUAAGAAUCUACAGACUGAUUUAGUGAGUGAAGACUAUAACACUCCACUCUAUCUUGCGGUGAAAAAAAACAACAUGGUUAUUGUUAAGAAACUCCUAGAUAUGGGUACAGCAAACAUUGAUGCACAGGACAAGAAGGCAAAGCAAACUGCUCUGCAUGUUGCUGCCAACUGUGGUAAAGAGGAGAUUGUUGAAGUAUUAUUGAACCAUAAUGCAAAUUGCAAUAUACAGGACAGUCAGGGAAACACCCCACUGCACCUGGCAAUAAUAAAAGGUCACCACAGCUGCUCUGAAAAAAUUCUAGGAGGCAACACAGCAAACAUCCAUUUAGUAAACGAGAACCAGGACAGUCCACUCCACCUUGCAGUGAAGGUAGGUCAUGUGACAAUUGCUGAUAAACUCCUGGAUAUGGAAUUAGAUUACAAUGCAGUGGACAGUUUGGGAAACACUGCUCUGCACCUUCUGGCAGAGGGUGGAUACCUUGACUGCUGUAAAAAACUUCUUCAAAAAGAUGUGGUGAAUCUAAACGCAAAAAACGAUACUGGGGAUACUCCGCUUCACCUUGCAACCCGGGCAGGCAAAUCCAACAUUGUUACACUACUCCAACAUUACCCAGGUGACUGCAAUUCACAAAACAACUCGCAGGAUACCCCAUUGCACCUCGCUGUGAAUGGAGGCCAUUUCAACUGUGUGACAGAACUAUUAAGGUUCAAGAACCUGAGGAUUGACUCAACGAACAAGGACGAUUCCACUGCUCUCCACUGUGCAGUCAAGAAUGGCAACUCAGAUAUUGUUGCAUUGUUGCUGCUACAUCAUGCAAACUGCAAUGCAAAGGACAGAUUGGGCAACACUCCCCUGCACUGCGCUGUAACCAAGGGGAAUGAAGCCUGCUGUAUAAAGUUACUGGAGUGUAGCAACUUAGAGAUUAAUGAAAUGAAUACAUCUCAGGAGGCUGCACUACAUGUGGCAGCAAGGCUGGGCCGCCACAGCAUGUGCGAUCUGAUUCUGAAGCACCCUGACAAGAUAAUUGACAUUAAGGACAAGCAGGAGCACACUCCUCUACACUUGGCAACAAAGGAAAACAAUCAUGAGGUAAUAAAAUUACUGCUGAGCAAAGGUGCUGACUGGAGGCUGAGAGACAAACACAGCUAUGUGCCGCUCCAUUAUGCUGCUGCAAAAGGGUAUGAAGAGUCAUGUGAGUACUUGGCAAAUGCUGUAAAAGAAAGUGGAAAAUCUUAUGCUUUCAAACUGAAGAACAGAAGAACUCCCCUGAUACUGGCAGCCAUGGCAGGACACCACCACUGCUGUGAGAUGCUGCCCCUUGACAAUAUUGAUCAGCAGGAUAGUUUUGGAAAAACUGCUCUCAUAUAUGCUAUAGAAGCAGACUAUGAGAAUACUGCUUUGUUCCUUCUAAGAAAUAAUGCUAAAACAGAUGUAGAGAUCCUUUCUAAAAAAAAUAAAGCUAACCAGACUAAAAAGGAGCUUAAGGAAAAAAAAAGUCAAAUAAAGGAGCACACAACAAUCCUUCACCUGGCAGCAGAGAAGAGAGCAAACAAAUGCCUAGAGUGCCUGCUAAAAGAUCCAAACACCAAGGAGCUCCUCUCUAGAACAGAUGAGAAUGGUCACACUCCACUGCACGAGGCCAUCAACAGUGAAGCUCUCGACUGUGCCAAGAUCCUGCUUUUCGAAGGAACAUCUCCCAUGGCCACCACUAAUGCGGGCAUGACUCCGCUGCACCUGGCAGCAAAGAAGGGGGAUCCGGGCCUCUGCUCUCUGCUGUUGUCUUAUAAAGUUGACAUGAAUGCAGAGAACAAUGAUCAGGAAACUCCCCUACACAUGGCAGCAAAGCAUGGGUGCCUGGAUGCUUGUAGGGCUCUGAUGAAGAAAGGCAUACGAAAAUUAGCCAAAGAUAAGUCUGGCCGUACACCGCUCCAUCUUGCAGCAGAGAAUGGACAUGCACAGGUGGUUCAAUUCUUAAUAAAGAAAGGUGGUCAUCCUCAUGAAAGGGAUGAUAAGGACUCCACAGCCUUACACCUGGCUGCUGCCAAGGGUCACCUGCAAGUGUGCCAAAUACUUGUGAGCAAUGCCAGACGCCUGGUGACCACCAUGAACAAGGAAGGAAAGUUGUCCAUGGAUGUGGCAUUCGAAAAUCAGAAAGAUGAUGUGUUUGCAUUUCUUAUCAGUAAGUUGAAGCCCGAAACAGAAAAUGGUGGAGGUCCUCACUCUGCUCCAGACAAUGCCAAAAAGAAAAACAUGGAAAAGAGGACCCUUUUUCACAAGUACAUGCACCAAGCACUGAGGCCUCAAGGCCAGAAUAAACCAAGAGAGGCUGCUGCUGAGGGCAUCCUUGCAAGCGAGUGGUGGACUGCUGCUUUCUUCAUAGAGGAUGAAGAGAAAGGCCAUAACUCAGACACAGAGGAUGAAUACUCAGACACUCAGGAAAGGAGCCCAUAUUGUACCAACUUCCAUGAAAUGAUAAAUAAUCACCCUGGUCUUGCCCUCAAGGCUCUGGACCGCUACCAUGCAAGCCUAUCACCAAAGUCUGACCAGAACCACAACUUCAGACUCUUUGAAGAUAAUCUGUGUUCAGAAGCAGGGGUGAAGCACUCUGGCCGGUCACACGCUCCCAUGACUGGACAGAGGCUGCUGCAGGACCACCCAGUGAGCCUCAUGAUGAAGAAGCCUGAGUGGCCCAACCUGCUGCAGCACCCUUUCACCGACAGCUGGCUCAUGUACUUCUGGAGGAUAUCUGUGUUCUACAUCUUCAUGCUCCUCCUCUUCAUUGAGGUGGUGUACCUCACAUCACUCCACUUCUUCAUGGACAAUGUGGAUAACUGGGUGCAGAUAAAACACAAGUGCAACACAACCCAGGAGCAGUUCUGUCACCUCUCGUCAUCCCCUGGCAAGGGGGAGGAUCAUGCAGACGCAAUGCAAGGUGGGCUGCUACUUGGGAAGGUGAACACUCAGGUGGACAGCAACUUCAAGUGUUCCCAGCGCACAUCUCUGGUGCAGUGGCAGUGGAUCUUUGUGGUGGUCAUGACCAUUAUUAUUGCCUUCCUGGAGUGCAUCUGUGUUUACAGGCUUCGGAUGAAGUACCUGAAAUGGCAAAGGCUUGUGAAAAUCAGCCAACUCAUCUUCACAUUCCUUUCUUGGUUGCCGAUUGGAACGUGUGGAUUUCAGCACAACGUAUCAAAUGGGUGGCAGUGGCACUGUGGCAUCAUCGGGCUGCUGCUGGAGUGGAUCCUGGUCAUCAACAUGCUCAACCAGCUACCAGUGCUCUUUGUCUUCAUGCCAAUCACAAAACGAUUUUUUUUCGGUUACAUAAAGGCUCUCCUCUACAUUACAUUGCUUCUGUUUGCAUUUUCUUACAUCUUCCAGUUACUGUUGGAUGACUAUGAUGCCUUUCAGUCCCGGCCUUUAGCCAUGAUAAAGAUGAUCGUGUGGCUGUUUGGUGACCUCAACUACGAGAGCACCUUUAUUGAGAAACAUCCACUCCACCCUGACAUGACGAUGCUGAUGUUUGUGUCCUUCAUCAUCAUCAUGGGCGGCUUCAUUGCCAACCUGGCCGUGACACUGCCCUCGGAGAGACUGGACGAGUUCAGGAGGGAUGCAACAUUCUUCCAGAAGCUGACUCAGAGCACACUCCUCCUGGAAAUACAGGCUUGCUUCCCAUGGUUCCAGCAGCAAGAAUUUAAAAACAAAGCUGAUAAAAGUAAAAGCUGGAUGAAAAAUUUGAUUGACAAAAUGUUGCAGAAAAUCUUCAGUGCAAAUAUCAUAGAAGAAACUAAGAAGGACAACCCUCUAGAAGACCUGGAGCAGCAAGUGGCCACCCUUGUCGACAUGUGCCAGGAGCAGGGCAGGGAAAUGAAGGAACUCAGGCAGCAACUCAUUCUUCUCUUCAAACUCAUGGCUGAGAAGGACUGAGAAAACUGGUCUUAGGCAAUGCAAUGAAACAUGUAAUGCUUUUCUGUACCCCAUGAAUACUUAAUAACAAGCAGUCUGUAUGCAGCAGUGCAGCACAAACUACAUAAGUGUAAUGGCACAGACACUGUGCUCCUGAGCGCUCAACUCUUGAAUCCAAGGGACACUCGUGGAACUUGUACAAGGAGCAUGGUGCUGUAUGGCAAAAUCUGGGAACAGAGGGAAGAGAAUGUUAGUAUGCUGAACCAGAUUAGCAGAUGAGGAUGAUGGUGUGGCUGUGUGGUGCGGUGCUUUUCUGGACAUCAGUAGUGUCCAGGAGGAUCACUGAAUGUAGACUUGUGAAGAGGCCAGUUGAGGAUAUUGUGUGGUGCUGUGAAGAGGCUGUUGUGGUCCAGGUGCACUGAUGUGUGAUGUGAUGCUGGACACUUUUAACAGCUGCACUACUAGCUGCGCUGUGAAUACACUAAGAGGUUUUGUUGUUAUGUAUUUUUAAUAUUUGAUUGUAUCAAAACAUAUCAGUAGUAGUGGUGAGAAUUUUACUACCAAGAGGCAUACUGUUAAAUAAUUUUCAAUCAUAAUUUGUUACACUAUUUUCAAGAUAAUGUUAUUCUAAUUAUUAGACAAAUUAGGUUAACAUUAUUGCACCUUGUAUGGGUAACAUUUUGAGGUAAUAUAAAUGCUGGGUUUUGAAAUAUCAAUAAUAAUGUGACGUAUUUGUGUGCCAAUGAAAAUUUUAGAGUUUUCUUCAGACUUUAAGUAAAAUAUACACACAAAAUGUUAUGUUGUGCAAUUGUUGAUCUGCCUAAACAAGAUGAUGUGUAUGUCCAUAGCGACACAUUACAGGAGACAUAGCUAACAAAGACAGUAAUACCCAUGGUUUCCACAGCAGUGCAAUUAUGGCACUCAGCAUAGAGUGCAGCUUGGCUUGGAUAGUUUUACCCAUGUAUGAUCAAUGAGAUACUUCUCAUUUAAGUUUGCUUUUAUUGUGACACCAAGAAAUUAUAGAAGAAUAACCUUAAUUAAUAAAAUGUAGCAAAUAAAGCAAAUAA
Messenger RNA from Scylla paramamosain (green mud crab), 6275 nucleotides. RefSeq names its product serine/threonine-protein phosphatase 6 regulatory ankyrin repeat subunit B-like. Lineage: Eukaryota; Metazoa; Arthropoda; Malacostraca; Decapoda; Portunidae. The transcript has 9 exons. The record is from RefSeq and is a predicted model, not a curated record. Gene Ontology annotation, molecular function: protein binding. Bases 172 to 5229 code for a protein of 1685 amino acids.